This is a messenger RNA of Funneliformis caledonium, 1320 nucleotides long. Lineage: Eukaryota; Fungi; Glomeromycota; Glomeromycetes; Glomerales; Glomeraceae. The record is from the annotation of a GenBank genome assembly.
AUGCGUAAAGCAUUUACAUUUUUAUCUUCUUUAUCAAGUAAAAAACAGUCUUCUUCGAAAAAAACAAAAGCUUCUACACAAGACACCUCUAAACCUUAUAAUAACGUAAACGUAACUUCUACAAAAAAUCAUAAUGAUGAUUUAGAUAAAAAAUUUAGAAAAAAUAACUCUAAUGAUUUAAAAAAAUCAGCACCAGAGUUAAAAAGGUUGGAUCCUAUCACUGAAUUAAAAAGACAACAUUUACAAAGAAAAACAUCAGAUAGAUCAACCAAUUCCGUUACCAUAUCUACUUUAUCAAAUCGCCGGAGAAAAUCGCUUGUAAUAUUAAAAGAUAGUGAUAUUGAUAGUGAGAAACAUUUUGAUGAAGUUCGAAUUAAAAAUACUUCAAGUAUGUUAUUGAACCAAAAUCGAUCGAUGACCCCGGAUUAUCCUCCUCGACGUUUACAAUAUUCUCCUCCUGCGGCAAAAACCCCGCCUUUAGUACAUACUCCACGUGAAUUUUUAAAAGAACCUAGACCUCGUUACCUUGAAGAGCGAAGAUUCUCAUCCUCGGCUUCAUCGUCAUCAUCGGCGAGUGUAGAUAGUAGUGGCAGUAGAUAUCAUAGAGAUAAUAAUGUCUCACAUUAUCAUUUCCCACUGACUGAAAGAAUUCGCCGAGUAAAUUCAAUUAAAUCAAAUCAUUCAAGAAGUUCCUCCAUAAAAAGUGAUUCUAAUAGGUUGGUUGCUGGUGCUAAUCCUCCUCCUUCUAAUAGAAAUCAAAAGGCUAUUAAAAGGAUGUCAAUGAAUGAAUAUCAUAAAUAUCAACGAGAGAUGGUUUCUGCUCAAUAUUUAAAACAUGGAAUUAAUCCUGUUAUUGAUGAAUCUAUUCCUGUUAAUUUGGAACCUAAUCCGUCUCGAAUGGGAUCUACUCAAAGAGAUUUCGUAAAUCCAACUUCAACUAGGCUUAAAAAACGUCUCAGUGUAAAUGAUAGAAGUUGUCCUCCACCACUUGGACAAGUAAGAAAUACUUCUUACACAAAAACCGCUAGUAGUGAAUUUAAUGAUUACCGUAGAACAACUUCAGAAUCUAAUAUACAACCACCAAUAAAUCCUAGAUAUUCUAAAUAUCAUCUUACUCCACUUCAUUUACAUCAUCAUUCUGUUAACUCACUUUCCUCUUCAAGUGGUAGUGGUGGACCACCUUCCCCAUCUUCUCCUACAAGUAGAAGGUCUAGUGUGAUGUUUGGUUCUAACUUUGAUGGUAGUAGACCAAGUACUCCUUCUUCUGUUGGUAAUGGCUUUACUUUCGAAAAAGAAAAAAGAAGCAGAAUUUAUAAGUGA